AUGACCGCCCUCUUACCACCCCCACCACCACCACUGAAGUUGAUGACCCCCUCUUACCCCCCUACCACCACCACAGAAGUUGAUGACCGCCCUCUUACCACCCCCCCACCACCACCACUGAAGUUGAUGACCGCCCUCUUACCACCCCUACCACCACCACAGAAGUUGAUGACCGCCCUCUUACCACCCCCACCACCACCACUGAAGUUGAUGACCGCCCUCUUACCACCCCUACCACCACCACAGAAGUUGAUGACCGCCCUCUUACCACCCCCCACCACUGAAGUUGAUGACCGCCCUCUUACCACCCCCACCACCACCACAGAAGUUGAUGACCGCUUCUUCUUACCACCCCCACCACCACCACUGAAGUUGAUGACCGCCCUCUUACCACCCCCACCACCACCACUGGAGUUGAUGACCGCCCUCUUACCACCCCCCUACCACCACCACAGAAGUUGA
Acanthosepion pharaonis is the source of this 462-nucleotide messenger RNA. NCBI's taxonomy places the organism in Eukaryota, Metazoa, Mollusca, Cephalopoda, Sepiida, Sepiidae. The record is from the annotation of a GenBank genome assembly.